AACACUCUAUUUCACGUGACCAAGUCGUGUGAGGAAGGGCAGGACAACGCAAGAACCCUGUCCACACAGAAGGCCGUUUGGGGAUAAGCUCAAGGAGAAAGGGAGAAGCAUCCAUCGCUUCCGUCCUUUCACAUCGUUCCAUCCAUCAUGGAAGUGCUUAGCACCAACUUGUUUGCCCUGCUCGGCGACGACGAGGGUGGUGACGCCCCCGUGGCGAAAGCUCCCGCUCCGGCACAAAAGGACGCCAAGAAGGCUACUCCAAAGAAGGAAGCCGCGGUCGCCCGCUCGGAGAAGAAACCCAACGACCGGCCCAUCCGCAACGAAUACCCUCGUCGCGGCGGCUACCAACAGCGUGGUGGUGCAGUUGAAGGCGGUGCUCGUCCCCCACGUAACCGUGAUCGCGAUUCUGGUGAUGCUGAGCCUCGCGAAGGAGGACGCGACAACCGUGAGCGAGGCGGAUUCCGCGGCAGUCGUGGCGGUCGCGGCCGCGGUGGCUUCCGUGGUCGUGAAUUCGACCGUCACAGUGGCACUGGCCGCGUUGAUGGCGUAAAGAAGGAGGUUGCUGGCAGGGGCUCCUGGGGUAAUCCUUUGACUGCUGAGGAGGAGGCGAAGAAAGAAGUUCAGGAGGAGACUGCGGAAGCUACUCCCGAGAAGACUGACGGUGAAGCUGUUGAGUCCCGUGCUGCCGAGAACGAGGAGAACAAAGAACCUGAGGAAGUCCUCAAAACCCUCGACCAAUACCUUGCGGAGAAAAACAAGCGCGCCGCUGAACUCAAUGUCAGGAAGGCUAACGAAGGCGCAGACGACGCUCAAUGGAAGGAUGCCGUCGUCUUGAAGAAAGAGGAGGAUGAGCAGUUGUUUGCGGAGCUUGCCAAGCAGCCCGGAAAGAAGAAGGGCGGAGCCAAGGAGAAGGCACAAAAGGCGUUCGUCAACAUCGACCAACGCUUCGCGGAUGAGCAGCGUGGAUUCAACAACCGUGGCCGUGGACGUGGGGAGUUCCGCGGUCGUGGCGACAGAAACGGCGAUCGUCGACGGGGCAAGAAUGCUGGUGUUGUCAAUGUUGAGGACCAGACUGCGUUUCCUUCGCUUGGAAGCAAAUAAGCAGCUCUCAAAUGCUGUAUAUUCAUUCAUUUGUGGCGGGUCCAUGGGGCGUUGGGUAGACUCCAAUCUCGAAAAUACGAUGUGCCAACCUUUUGAGGCAGGGCUCCUAGUACACUAGUACCAUUGAGAAUCUCUUGAUAUCCCUGUGACAGCCUCAGAGGGGGCCUGUUGCUUCAGCCUUCUCUCUGGACUUUUUUAAUGGAAUUUGUACAGUGAACUAUUAUUCUGCUGAGUCCUGCCGUUCCCUCGAAUGCAUCUGCUGUAGGAAACCACUAACAUGAACUGGCCAUGAUUGUACUCCAG
Molecule: messenger RNA, 1404 nt
Organism: Spizellomyces punctatus DAOM BR117
Lineage: Eukaryota; Fungi; Chytridiomycota; Chytridiomycetes; Spizellomycetales; Spizellomycetaceae
Exons: 5
Coding region: 148-1101 (317 amino acids)
Cellular component (GO): cytoplasm; nucleus
Molecular function (GO): RNA binding
Source: RefSeq, a predicted model, not a curated record